AUCCCACCACUAAUGACAAUGCUGGUGCAUGGUCUUACCUUUCCCUUCUCCAACUCCAGCCACAUUCAGAAUCUCACGAUAGCCUCAUCCCCUUCUCCUACAAGAUCAACGGCAACUCCAUCUGCAUCCCUCUUUUUCUCUUCAAAUUCUGCUUCUCCAUGUCGUUCUCACGCGAGCAAUGACUUCAGUUCAGUUGUUUUCUUGGGCAGGAGAGUUUUAUUGAGCAUUUCCUCCUUACUGAUAUGUAGCGACCCUUUUUCUAGAAGCUUGUCUAUGGCCAUGGCUAAUCAAGUGUUGACACUGGAAAGAUAUACUGAUUCUAAAGAGGGCUUCACUCUCCUCAGGCCCUCUUCUUGGAUUAAGGUAGAGAAAGCUGGGGCAACUGUUCUGUUUGAGGAGGCAAAUAAAGGGUCUAACAAUGUUGGGAUUGUUGUCAUCCCUGUUCGAAUUUCAAGCCUUAGAGAUUUUGGCACUCCGCAGUUUGUGGCAGACAAGCUCAUUGAAGCCGAAAGGCGCAAGGAAAGUACAAAGGAAGCUCAGUUUAUAUCAGUUUCAGAGAGAUCAAACAAGGAAGGCCUUCAAGUGUAUGAGAUUGAGUACAAAGUUGAUAGCACAAGGGGUGGAAUGAAGAGGAUAUUUUCUGCCACAUUUGUAGCAUCGAAAAAGCUUUACCUUUUGAAUAUUUCUCACUCUGAUGGAUUAGAGGUCCCUCUUGACAAGGAUAAACGAAUGAUUCUGGAACAAGUUCUUCAUUCUUUUGAUGUUGCACCUUCAACAUGAAUAAGCAUGAUACCAGAAAAUGGGGUAUGUUUGCUUGGUUGAGGUUUCAGGUUCUUGUAACUUAUGGAUCACCUGUGCUUGGGCAUCACCUUUUGGAUAGCAACAAACCAAAAGUUGGUUGUUUGAUGUCAUCUUCUUACCUUGGCUACACAUGGAUGUUGGCUAUACCUUCAACUUAUUAUCAAAAAGCUCAGUUUUGACUGUGGAGAGCAAGACAAACAGGCUUAAAAUUAGGGGCGCAGUGGUUGCCGUCGACCAAAUUAAUGUUGCAAAAGAGAAUCUUAUAGGAGCUGCUGUUGUAGGAAUUUGGUGUUCUGCAGCAAACAGCUCUUGCUACUCAAUUCCGAUACAUUAUUUGCUUCUGUUGAUACUGUGACAGUAACUAAUUUGUUUCAUGUGUAUUGUUUCACAUCCAGUGUAACAUUGGUUGUGCAAUGAGAGAGCUUUUUUGCAGUCCAGGA
Molecule: messenger RNA, 1241 nt
Organism: Coffea eugenioides
Lineage: Eukaryota; Viridiplantae; Streptophyta; Magnoliopsida; Gentianales; Rubiaceae
Product: psbP domain-containing protein 2, chloroplastic
Exons: 3
Coding region: 13-780 (255 amino acids)
Biological process (GO): photosynthesis
Cellular component (GO): extrinsic component of membrane; photosystem II; photosystem II oxygen evolving complex
Molecular function (GO): calcium ion binding
Source: RefSeq, a predicted model, not a curated record